AUGUGGAACGAGUGCAUUUACAAAAUUGCGAACACGCAACCAGACAGAAACUUGAGCAUUUUAACUCGUGCGAACCGAACGUCUGUUGCAGGAAUUUGCUCCGGUUUGCGAGAGGUGCGCAUCCAGAUACCGACGGCCGUGAAGAAAGGUGAGUCGGCGAUACUGAACUGCUGGUAUGACACCGAGGGGGAUCCAUUGUACACCGUCAAGUGGUACAAAGGGGGUCGAGAGUUUUAUCGCUAUGCCCCGAGCGAGACCCCGGUCGUCAAGACUUUCCCCAUCGGGAACUUGACGGUGAAGAAAGGCGAGUCUAACGCGACCCAUGUCGCACUUACGAAUCUAGAGUUGGACGCAGCGGGGAUGUACAGCUGCGAGGUGUCCGCGGAUGCUCCUUCCUUCCACACGGCCAUCGUCAACGCCCCCAUGAACGUCGUCGAAUUACCCUCUCAAGGGCCGUCGAUACAUGGGUUAAGGAGGAAAUACCGGAUCGACGAUAUGCUACGUUUGAACUGCACAUCCGGACGGAGUAAACCCGCGGCCAAUCUCACCUGGUACAUCAACGAUCGACAACCCCUGAAAUCGUACGUCCGCACGUACAGCCCCCUCGACACGAACGAGUCCGAGUGGCAUAUCUCCCAGAUCGGCCUUCAGUUUCUCGUUACACACGACCAUUUCACCGUCGGCAAGCUGAAGAUACGGUGCAGCGCCUCGAUAUACGACAUAUACUGGCAGAGUACCGAGGUCAGCACAGAGGAGGACAGACCUAGGGUGAUCCACUACGAGCCAGCCGCCACCAUUGUCGGUAUCAACUAUCUUCAACCACCGCCGAACUUCCAGACAGGACAGAAGAAACCUGACGGCCACGUUGGAGUGAAAGUUCUCGGCUCGUCCAGGUCGGAGGCACGACUGCCGUCGGCGCGGCUGGUCCUUGGAUUGUUCGCGUUCCUUCUGAUCGCCAUUCGUUAACCGUACA
Molecule: messenger RNA, 973 nt
Organism: Habropoda laboriosa
Lineage: Eukaryota; Metazoa; Arthropoda; Insecta; Hymenoptera; Apidae
Exons: 6
Coding region: 1-966 (321 amino acids)
Source: RefSeq, a predicted model, not a curated record